Messenger RNA from Falco peregrinus (peregrine falcon), 1254 nucleotides. It is a transcript of the gene PROCR, whose product is annotated as protein C receptor. The transcript has 4 exons. Lineage: Eukaryota; Metazoa; Chordata; Aves; Falconiformes; Falconidae. Gene Ontology annotation, molecular function: signaling receptor activity. The record is from RefSeq and is a predicted model, not a curated record. Bases 1 to 798 code for a protein of 265 amino acids. Gene Ontology annotation, biological process: negative regulation of coagulation.
AUGGGAGAGACCUGGCCCGAGUCCCGCUCUCCUCCUCCCGCAGCCCCACCUCCCCGGCCCUUAACUCCCCGCCAGGCCAGCGGGGCACCCUCCGUCCCCAUCCCUGUCCCUGUCCCUGUCCCCACGAUGCUCCGGGUGCUGCUGCUCUGCGGGGCCCUGGGCUGCGGUGCGGGCCAGGCAGUCCCACUCACCUUCACCAUGUUGCAAUGGACCCGCGUCUCCGACGGCAGCUCCGUCUUCUGGGGGAACGCCAGCCUGGACGGGCAGCUCAGCCACCUCCUGGAGGGGUUUAAUGUCACCCAGAUGCUGCCGCUGGAGCCCCCUGACGCCUGGGCCAGGCGGCAGCAGGAUGUGGACACCUACCUGCAGCUCUUCAGCCAGCUGGUGAAGUUCUUCAGCAAGGAGAGGCCCAUCAACUACACCCAGAGCUUGUGCUGCCACCUGGGCUGUCAGCUCUUCCCCAACGGCACGGCCCACAGCUUCUACGAGGUGACCCUCAAUGGGACAGCUUUCCUCAGCUUCCACGUCCCCAGCGCCACCUGGAAGCAGCGCUGGCCCGGCAGGGACGCGGUGGCCACCUUUGCCGAGAAGGAGCUGAUGAAGUACACCAGGACCACCCAGGACCUCCAGCAUUUCCUCAACACCACCUGCGUUGGCAUCCUGCAGGCUCAGAGCGCCAGGACAGGAAAACAGAGCAGCCGGUCGCAUGCCCCACUGGUGCUGGGCCUGAUCCUGGGGGCCUUCGCCUUGCUGGGCAUCGCUGUGGGGAUCUUCUUGUGCACAGGAGGGAGCUGCUAGCGGAGCCGUCAGCCAUCCCACGUCACCCCAUGAAGGCAGGAGAUGGACCCAUCAUCGCCCCAUGGAGGGACCGAGCCUGUGCCCCACAAAGGAUGCAUCUCCCCAGCGCCACGAGCUUUGCUCCCAGAGGACACCGGUAGCUUCCCUGCCUGGCCCCAGCAGGGCUGACCCCCCCAGCAGCAGCACCCUGCCCCAGGGACGGUCCCUGCGCUGGGCUGGCACGGUGCGCUGAGGCUUAACACAGAAAUAUGCUUGGCAUGGAUGGAAAAAAACAAGAAGGCGGGGAGGGGGGCAAGUGGCAGGAGGAACAGUCAGGAGAGGGUUAAAAGGAUGGCACUGAGACCCUCACUAUCCCUGUGCCAGUGGGGAUAAAAACAUGGGACAGGGGGCAAGGAUGUCACACCUUUGUGGCACCGCUUCGAGAUGUCGUGCAAUAAAACCGCCCGCCAGCGCUCA